GGUGGCGUUGCUACUGAGCCUCCAAUGGUAGAUAAGCAUUUUUCACCAGAAGCAGUGAAGUCACCGGAUUUGCCGGAUGGACCUCAAAACAUCAGCAUUGAUGCUGCUCAUCCUCUUAGCCAGACUGCUGCUUCUGAUUCUACAAUAGCUCGUAACUCCCCUGGCCCGGUCGAAUAUGAAGAUACUGAAUCUGCUGCAUUGAAUUCUCCGAACUCUUUGCAAAGUGGACCAACUCAAAAGGAUGUUAUCGGGUCACCUUUGGAAACCAUGGGGUGUAAGACUCUGAAUGCAGAGAAUAGUUCUUCUCCGGAUAUUAUCAAACAAGGGUCAGAGAAUGUUGAAAGACCGUCACCCUCUACUGAAGAAAAAGAGGAAGGAGCAGCUGCUGAGAAGUUGAGGAAGAAGACGACAUUCAGUAACGAAGUCUCGGAUAAUGUGAAGGCAACACUUAAACCAUGCCCGAGCAUGAGCUCCAAUCUUAAUAACUAUGAUGGAUCUGAGGAUAGCACCCCACAGGUGAAUGCCAGCCCAAUGAUGGAGGAGGCCUGGGAGAGGCUCAAGAAGUCAUACGUUUACUACAAAGGGAAACCCGUGGGAACUUUAGCUGCUAUGGAUCCCAGUGCAGAGACUUUGAAUUAUAAUCAGGUGUUUGUCAGGGACUUUGUUCCUUCUGGGUUAGCAUGCCUAAUGGAAUCUCCUAUGGAUUCAGAUAUUGUGAGGAACUUCCUACUCAAGACUCUCCAUCUCCAAGGCUGGGAGAAACGAAUUGAUAACUUCACACUUGGAGAAGGUGUUAUGCCUGCAAGUUUUCGAGUUCUUUUUGAUACAGCUCAAGGAAAGGAGAACUUGCUGGCAGACUUUGGUGGUAGUGCAAUAGGAAGAGUUGCACCUGUUGAUUCAGGAUUCUGGUGGAUUAUAUUGCUAAGGUCGUAUACAAAGUGUACCCAUGAUUACUCCCUCGCAGAACUGCCGAUAGUGCAGAAAGGGAUGAAGCUGAUCCUCAACCUUUGCCUAUCAGAUGGAUUUGACACUUUCCCGACACUUCUCUGUGCAGAUGGCUGCAGCAUGAUAGACAGAAGGAUGGGCAUUUAUGGCUACCCGAUUGAGAUCCAAGCUCUAUUUUAUUUCGCUUUGAGGUGCGCACAGCAGCUGCUGAAACCUGAGAGAGAUGGCAAGGAAUUUAUCGAAAGAAUUGACAAGAGAAUCAGGGCUCUCAGUUUCCACAUUCGGGAGUACUAUUGGUUGGACCAUUCACAACUGAACAUCAUAUAUCGAUACAAAACCGAAGAGUACUCGCACACUGCUGUCAAUAAGUUCAAUGUCAUUCCUGAAUCUAUUCCUGAUUGGGUGUUUGACUUUAUUCCACUCCGGGGAGGGUACUUCAUUGGCAAUGUUAGCCCAGCUCGAAUGGACUUCAGGUGGUUCCUGGUUGGCAACUGCAUUGCAAUCUUGAGUUCUCUGGCCACACCUUCACAAGCAACAGCCAUCAUGGAUUUGAUCGACGAGCGUUGGGAAGACUUGAUUGGGGAGAUGCCCCUGAAGAUCGCUUAUCCUGCACUAGAGGGCCAUGAGUGGAGGAUUGUUACCGGAUUUGAUCCAAAGAACACGAGAUGGAGCUACCACAAUGGUGGGUCCUGGCCAGUGCUGCUGUGGCUGCUCACUGCAGCAUGCAUCAAGACAGGGAGGCCUCAGACUGCAAAGCGAGCGAUUGAGCUUGUGGAAAAGCGCCUCUCCAAGGAUGGGUGGCCCGAGUACUAUGAUGGCAAGUCAGGGCGUUAUAUCGGGAAGCAAGCAAGGAAGUACCAGACUUGGAGCAUUUCAGGUUACCUUAUUGCAAAAAUGAUGAUUGAGAACCCUGCCAACAUAUCCAUGAUUUCAUUUGAAGAGGACAAGAAGAUUGAGAAGCCAAGGCUCUCCCGCUCCUCGUCGUUCUAG
Punica granatum (pomegranate) is the source of this 1935-nucleotide messenger RNA. Lineage: Eukaryota; Viridiplantae; Streptophyta; Magnoliopsida; Myrtales; Lythraceae. The record is from RefSeq and is a predicted model, not a curated record.